Molecule: messenger RNA, 912 nt
Organism: Pelobates cultripes (western spadefoot toad)
Lineage: Eukaryota; Metazoa; Chordata; Amphibia; Anura; Pelobatidae
Source: the annotation of a GenBank genome assembly
AUGUCAGACUUUUUACAACAAGUAAUUCAUCCAGACUUUAGGUCUGAAGAUGUGGCGAAUGUGUUUUCUAACAAACCAUUGGGAAACCUUAACAGUGACUCUAACGAUAUUAAUCAGGCAUUUUUUGCGAUACAAAAAUUAUACCAAACACAACUAAGGGGCUUCUGGGAGCUAGCCAGUCUGAGACAUUAUAUCGAACAGAAGUUGGUACCAAGAGGUCUUAGACCUGACAUUUUACUGCCUGAUAAAGUGAAAACAGAAGAACAGGUUGCGGAAUGGAACUCCAUCCUGCUAGAUUGUUCGGCUAAAAUAAUGCAAUUUUUAAUUAAAUUGGAACAGGAGAGUCUAGAAAAAACCAACGGGGACUUAGACACGGAGAUUAAGAAAAUUAAGACAUUUGAAAAAGAACCAGAGUUUAUUGCUAUGGAAACAAAGUUAGAAAAGAAUUUGGAGAACUUUAAGAGGAAUAUAAGACAUAAAAAACAUUACAAAUUCCAGAGGGAUUUUAAAGACUUCCAGGAAGGAAAUAUCUUUAAAAAUAAAAACAAAACCAGACGUGACUUUAGAAACAACAGGUUGGGAAAGAAGGGUUUUUCCUCCUCUGAUGAAACAGAAUGGUCUGAAUCAGAAACAAGGCCUCGAUUUAAUAAAAGACCACUUCCCAAAAAGACUCAAUAUACAUCCACAGUUCAAACUAGAGGGAUCCUAAGAAAUACAGAUAGGAAUAUUUCCUUUUCAGAUCCCCCUGCCUUUGGCCCCACUUCAGACUCUAAUCCCAGACAAGAAGCCCCCUCAGGUUCAUCCCAGUCCUCCUCUACUUUUUUAGAUCAGGAAUGGCCCCAACCACAAAGGGCACGACUCAGAGACAGAAAAAAGUGGGGAUACAAAAUACAUCAGUCCAACUUCCAAUAG